Molecule: messenger RNA, 1317 nt
Organism: Wallemia mellicola CBS 633.66
Lineage: Eukaryota; Fungi; Basidiomycota; Wallemiomycetes; Wallemiales; Wallemiaceae
Product: WD40 repeat-like protein
Exons: 2
Coding region: 1-1317 (438 amino acids)
Molecular function (GO): protein binding
Source: RefSeq, a predicted model, not a curated record
AUGGAGCAGAGCAGGGAAAUACUACGGGAGCUGACACCACGGUUGUUAGCUUCAGAUUUAGCAGGUGCUAAGGAGAGAGUUGACAGAGUAACAAAUGAGGAUCUGAGCAGCUAUCCUAUCCCUAGUACGUCGUCGUCGACGACGACACCGCUUAUUAGAGGAUAUGAGGCGACUCGUCCGAGCAACUACAAUAGACGCAAACUAGCUAGUAAUGAACUAUCAAAAUUGCAGUCUCUCAAUUCUACAAAGCGGGAUGUACUUUCUGAGGAAAUCGACAGAGUCGAGAACCAAAUAAGCAAGCUGAAUACAGUGAAGAAGAACCUACAGAUCGAGUUAAGGAAGACGCAGGAGAUUGAUCUCGAGUUAAGUGAUCAACUGAGCCAGAAUCCAUUCAGUCAUCCCGAAUACGCGACGUUUCUUCCUGACGAACAUGACGAUUUGCCAAUUAACAAGCCAUUCAUGUCUAUGCAAGCUCACGGGAGUGCUAUAAACGACCUCACGCUCGACAAACCCUAUGGACAUCUUAUCACUGCGAGCGAAGAUCCAAGUAUGCGAGUAUGGAACAUGAGUACCGGGCUGGAGGAAGGCCAGCUCAUAGGCCAUACAGCGGGCGUCACUCGUGUCCAGAUGGAGCAAAAUCGUUGUGUUUCCGGUAGCGAAGAUGCAACAUUGCACAUCUGGGAUACCCACAACCGGUCGAAUUUGGCUGUAUUCACAGGCCACACUCAGCGCAUAGAUGCACUUCAAUUCAGCCAAUCGAAUCUAGUUAGCGGUGCAUCAGACAAAACGGUUAGAUUGUGGGAUAUGACUAGCGGGCAAUGCAAAUUAACGAUGGAUCUACUCGCUUAUGUCGAACGGCCACAAUUACGUAAUGCGGGACCACCGUUUAUUGGCGGAUUACAGUUUUACUACAACGCUUUGAUUACUGGUUCGGCAGACUCAGUCGUGCGUAUGUGGGACAUGCGAACUGGAUUACCACAUAGAAACCUCCUUGGACAUAGUGAGCCAGUGACAUGUCUCUCAUUUGACCAGACCCAUGUUGUUUCUGGUAGUGCAGACGGUAGCGUCAAUAUUUGGGAUUUACGUACUGGAAAAGUACUCAAUAGCCUGCACUUCGAAAGUCCAAUAAAGGACUUGCAGUUUGACAGUCGGAAAAUAAUGAUAGCAGGUGUUAACGACGGUCUGGCGCUUUACAAUAGAGUGUCUGAUGAGUAUGAGUCGCUGAAGAUUGGGUCGACAGUGAACACGCUCGAGUACCUGGAUACUUAUAUGGUUACAGGUUCGGAUAAUGGAGAAAUAAAGUGUUGGGCGAUUUAA